Messenger RNA from Pocillopora verrucosa, 934 nucleotides. RefSeq names its product putative protein 2. Lineage: Eukaryota; Metazoa; Cnidaria; Anthozoa; Scleractinia; Pocilloporidae. Gene Ontology annotation, cellular component: lysosomal membrane. The record is from RefSeq and is a predicted model, not a curated record.
ACUCCACCAGCUUUUAUAUUUUUACGAUUUCCAAAAGAGGAAAGGGGAUGAUGAUUCUGUUGAACAUUUGUUGCAUCGUGGCCUUUUUGAUCGUCAUUUGUGAGGCACAGUAUGACGAUGUAAGAUGCAAGUGUGUAUGUCCCAAAGAAAUCAACAGAACGAAGAAUGUAUUUGUCAAAACUGUGGAGCCAGAGGAUUGCAAUUGUGGAAAAGUUGUGCAAGGAGAUGAGAAGUACUGCUUAAGAUGCCGUUGUGAGUAUGAAGCCAGGAACACGACUCUCAUCAAGGUGGUGAUCAUAUUCAUUCUUGUUGUAAUUGGAAUUCUUUGUUUUUACCUGCUGUAUUUGUUCAUUGAUUCCAAGCGCAAGCCUGUUGAGUUAAGCGUCGCAGCUGAUGAGAUACAAGAAACAUUGCGUGGAAGAAGAGCGAGAAGUUUGAGAAAUUUUGACGAGAAGCUAGCAAAAUGGAAGAAAACUGUUGCUGAGCAAAGAAGGAACAUUUAUGGGACGAGAACCAUGCUAAGUUAGAUGCAAUGUAAAGAAAGAUGUGCCAUUAGGAUAAAUGUAAUGAAGUGGUCGCAGUUGGAGUGGCCAUCCUGUUGAGGCACGCCUAUCUCAAGCUCAGUUGCCAAAGUUCAAAUGUCUCAUUCUCAUCAGUGGCCAAACUGAACUUCUCCUUACAAUUUCCAUCUAUUUGCAAGCAGAAAGCUAAUGAGAAGUAACAAAAAAUCAACGAGGGGAUAUCGUAUGAUUUUACACCAAUUCUCAAGUCUUGAAUCAUAAAAAUGUAGGAACGAUAAUUUCAAGAACUGAUAAUAUGUUGGGAGGGAAAGGGUUAAAAUACGAAGCGAGACGAUACAUUUUAACUGUUGCAAAUAUUGUUUUGUAUUGUAAAUAAAGGAAUCUUUGGCUUUUGAAUAAAAAGUAAGCACAGA